Messenger RNA from Camellia sinensis, 3357 nucleotides. NCBI's taxonomy places the organism in Eukaryota, Viridiplantae, Streptophyta, Magnoliopsida, Ericales, Theaceae. The record is from RefSeq and is a predicted model, not a curated record.
GUGUUGCUUGGUUUCAUUACCUUUCCCUCUUUCAGAACAAACACCAUGGAUGUAUUUGGGAUCUUUAUCUCUCCAUUCGUACAAGCUAUGGUUGAUAAAUUGUCCUCUUAUUUUGGCAACUUAGUGAGCACAGCCGACGCUGGCACUGGCAUCCAGAAUCUGAAGAAGGCAUUAGAGGAUUUAGAGACUUUGUUAGCUGAUGCAGAGAACAAACAAGUGUACGACAAGGAUAUCAAAAAGUGGCUAGAAGAGGUUCAACCUUUGGCUUAUGACGCAGAUGACUUAUUGGAUGACUUUGCCACUGAAGCUCUCGAAAGGAAGCUAAUGGCGGAGGAGACGACAAUGGGAAGAAGACCAGCUAAGUUUCCACGUCUCUCUUCUAUUGUUCCAUUCAAUUUAAAAACUGGGUCAAAGCUAAAUGAGAUUACUAGUCAAUUACAAGAAGUUGCUACAAAAGGAAAAGAUCUUGGUUUAGAUAAAAGACUUGUUGGGAGGAUGUCUACAGAUUUACGGCAGAGAUCACAAACUACAUGUUUGAGGGAGCCUCACAUUCAUGGCAGAGAUGAAGCCAUCAAGCAAAUUAUGGAAUUGCUACUUGGGGAUGCACCUACUGGAAAUUUUUUUGAUGUAAUUCCUAUUGUAGGAAUGGGUGGGAUCGGCAAGACUACACUAGCUCAGCACAUUUACAAUGACGACAGAGUGGAAAACCAUUUCAAUCUAAAAGAAUGGGCAUGUGUAUCUGAUGAUUUCGAAGUUAUGAGAAUAACAAAGGCAAUUCUCGAGUCGUUCACUCAAGGUUCAUGUACUUUUAGUAACUUAAAUGAGGUGCAAGUUCAACUUAGCAAAACGUUGGCGGGGAAAAAGUUUUUGCUUGUCCUAGAUGAUGUGUGGGACUAUGGACGUGAUGGGUGGAAUUUGUUACGAUCCCCAUUUGGAGCUGGAGCACCUGGAAGUAAAAUCAUUGUGACAACACGAGACAGAGGUGUUGCAAAGCAGAUGGGAAUGGAUAAAUAUCACAAUUUACACAACUUAUUACAUGACGAUUGUUGGUUAAUCUUUGCCCAACAUGCAUUUGAGAAUAGAAAUAUCAUGGAAUGCCCAAAAUUGGUACCGAUUGGUAAGAAAAUUGUUGAGAACAGGUGCAGAGGCUUACCCUUGGCAGCGAGGGCCCUUGGCAGCUUAUUAUGUUGUAAACAAGAAGAACAUGAAUGGAAAGAGAUACUAAACAGCAAUAUAUGGAAUGAGGAAAGUGUCACGCUCACAGCAUUGAAAUUGAGCUACCUUCAUCUCCCUGUCCAUUUGAAGAGGUGCUUUUCCUACUGUGCAAUUAUCCCAAAGGACUACGAAUUCAUGGAGGAGGAAUUAGUCUUGCUAUGGAUGGCUGAAGGUUUAAUUGAGAAACCAAAUGGUGGAGACCAAAUGGAAGAUUUAGGCCGCAAGUAUUUUCAGGAAUUGGUGUCAAGAUCAUUUUUUCAACCGUCAAGUGGUAACAAAUCGCAAUUCAUAAUGCAUGACCUCAUCAAUGAUUUGGCUCAAGAUGUUGCAGGGAACAAAUGUUUUAGGUUGGAAAAUAAUUUAGAGGGUGGCAGGCAGAACAAGAUUUCGGACAAAGCACGCCAUGCAUCUUAUGUUGCUAGCCGUUAUGAUGGAAUCAAAAAAUUUAAAGCUUUCGAUGAUGCCAAAUGCUUACGAACAUUCUUAGAAUUUUUGCCACAACAAUUUCACUUUGUAACGAAGUACUUGAUGCAUGAUUUGUUGCCAAAGUUAAAAUGCUUGCAUGAGUUGCGUUUGUGUAGUAUUGGGAUAAAUGAGCUACCAGAUUCCAUUGGAGAUCUAAAGCAUUUGCGGUACCUUGAUUUAUCCAAUUCUGGGAUUACAAGAUUACCUGACACAGUGGUAACUCUCUACAAUUUACAAGUCUUGCUUUUGAAAUAUUGUCGUAAACUUCAGAAGUUGCCUCUAAACGUGGAGAGUCUGGUGAACUUGCGCCAUUUUGACAUGACUGGUGUGCAUAUUCCAUCAUCAGAAGAGAUGCCACUACAUAUAGGUAAAUUAACUAAUCUCCAAACAUUGUCAAAUUUUAUAGUGGGUAAAGCUUGCGGGCGUAAAAUAGGAGAGUUGAAAAACCUAUCACACAUUCGAGGGGCAACACACAUAUCAAGACUAGAGAAUGUCAAUGGUGUUAAGGAUACAAGGGAUGCCAAUUUAACGUCUAAGGAGUUAAAAGAGUUAUCACUAGAAUGGGAUGAAUCUCGUAGUUCACAGAAUGACAUAGUAGAGAGGGAUGUGCUUGAUGUGAUAAGACCUUUCAUAUUUUUGGAACGACUCACCAUUAGUGGGUAUGGCAGUACAAAAUUUCCAAACUGGGUUGGAGAUGUUUCGUUCUCCAAAAUGGUGUUCAUGCGAUUAAAAGGUAGCAAAUGUUGCACAUCUUUGCCACCACUUGGACAACUACCCUUGCUUAAAGACCUUUACAUUGAAGGAAUGAGUGCAAUAAAGCGCUUGGGUUGUGAGUUCUCUGGGCAGCAGUGUGGUAACAAACCUUUCCCCUCUCUAGAGAGACUGAGCUUUGAGUUUAUGCCAGAAUGGGAGGAUUGGUCUGCUUUUGAAACAGAGGGAGUUCAGUCGUUCGGUCAUCUCAGUGAGCUUUCCAUCAUAAAUUGUCCCAAACUUGUUGGAAGAUUACCAAAUGAUCUUCCUUGUCUCAAUUCUCUCAAAAUUGAUGGUUGUCCGCAAUUGUUGAUUGAUGUUUCGAGCCUUGUUCAGCCAUCAAUUGCAUCCUUGUCAAUGAAUAAUGUUAUGCUCCCAAGCCUUCCAGCACUCUUAGGGACGAAGAACACGAUUGAAAUUGGUUCUCUCACCUUGGAUAUUAGCCAUGUUACAGUUCUUGACUCCCUUUGCGAUCCAAGCACAACUGAUGAAGAGUUACUGGCUAAUGAAAUGUCUAAGCAUCUGACUUCAAUAACUGCUUUAAGCAUUUCUCAUGUUGAAAAACUGGCGUUCCUACCGACAUGGUUCACUCGAGAUUUAAUGGGACUUGAGAAAUUGAACAUUAGUAGCUGCCAAGAACUCAUAACAUUGUGGCGGAACAAGGUGAGAAUGCAAGUAUGUCUCCCUUCCCUCUGCCAUUUGGAGGUUUUUAAUUGCCCCAAACUGGUUUGCUUGUUUGAAGAAGAGCAAGAAAAAGAAGGAGAAGUUUCGAAAAAGCAGUAACAUGAGGGGCUGCCUUGCAUGACGAGACUGGAGUAUUUAACAAUUGAAGAGUGUGGAAUGCUGAAGAAACUGCCACAAGAUCUGCACACAUACACAUCUCUUGGGGUGCUUAGAAUCGAUGGUUGUGCAAGUCUGAUCUCUUUU